AUGCCGACUGGAAAGGGUUUGGUAGCCCCUCAAAACACCUUCCUUGAAAGCAUCAUCAAAAAUUGCGUGGGCAAAAAUGAUUGUUUCCUACUGGCCAACGUGCGCAUCGUUGAUUACCCGAUUGUUUAUUGCAGUGAGGGCUUUACUAGAUUAACCGGCUACACGCAGACUGAAGUGCUUCAAAGGAGCGCGUCGUGCAAAUUCAUGUACGGGUCAUCAACCGCAGAAGACACAAAACAGAAACUUCUUGAAGCUGUCACAACAUCAACUAGACAAUCCUUUGUUAUGUCAUUCAACCGAAAAAAUAAUUUAGGUGGACCUCUUUUUAUGCUCACCAACACCGCGCCAAUUCGCAAUGAAGAAGACGUUGUAAUCCUCCUGUUAAUUUACUUCCGCGACGUCACAAAUUCAAAAACAACCACCUCAGUCUUCGACGCUGAAAAAACCAUAAAAUUGACUGACGAAAGCGAGGAAGAAGAGCGGAGAGAAAAAUCCAGAUUUCAUUCUUUUGCGUCAAGUAUCAAAAAAUAUUUUGGCAGCGCAAAAACCAAUAAAGUUACUCCGACAGCCUCAUUCAACAACGAUGCCAUCCCGCAGUACAGACAGGAGCCUCCGAAAACACUUCCACAAAUUUUACUUCAUUAUUCCCAUUUCAGGAACGUGUGGGAGUGGGUGAUACUGGUCUUCACGAUAGCCACAGCCAUGAUCGCUCCCUACGCAGCCGCAUUCAAUCUCGGAGCACCGGCCGAUGAUACAACGCUCAUGAUACUGGAUGACCUCAUGGAUAUCGUUUUUCUUUUGGAUAUUAUACUCAACUUGCACACGACCUUCGUUGACGUUAGUGGACAGAGUUCUGCGCAUGUAAUAAAGUUGAUACGCCUCUUCCGAUUGGUUCGAGUUGGUCGUACGUUGGAUCGUUACAUGGAGUACGGACAGGCCGUUCUAGUUCUUCUUCUCAUGGCUUUCCUUCUCAUAUCUCACUGGUUUGCCUGCAUUUGGUACGCCGCGGGUAGAUACGAAACUUUGUUUAAAUUGAAUUUCGAUAGUUGGGUCUACAAACUGUCGAAUGAUAUUUCACAAGGAUACUCAAUCGUCUACGAAACCAACACGACAAAGUUGACUGUGGAUAUUCCAAAAGAUGCAAACGUUUGGAAUUUGUUAAUAAACAACCAAACAGUAAAAAGUUUAAAUAAAGAAAAUUUGAGUUUGAUUAAAGGACCCAGUAACUUCAGCAGCUACAUCAGCGCCCUUUAUUACGUCCUCACAUGUCUCACCAGCGUUGGAUUCGGUAACAUAGCUGCUAACACUGUUCUGGAGAAAGUUAUAACAUCAUUCAUUAUGAUAUUUGGAGCAUUGCUGUAUGCAUCCAUAUUUGGAAAUGUGACCACGCUAUUCCAGCAACUGUACAUGGCGACGGGUAAAUACCACGACAUGCUUAAGAGCAUUCAAGAUUUUAUGAAAUUUAACACGGUCCCGAAAGUUCUCAAGGAAAGGGUUUUGGAUUAUGUAGUAUCAACAUGGACUGUUUUGAACUAUUGUCCAAACGACAUGCGAGCCGAUAUUUGCGUCCAUUUGAACAGGAUGGUCUUCAAACAGAAUCCUGCAUUUAGGCUUGCUAGUGAGUCGUGCUUGAGAGCCAUGGCAGUGCACUUUAGCAUGAUGCACAGCGCUCCUGGCGACGUCAUUUGCCACCAGGGUGAAAGUCUCAACAGUGUUUGUUUCGUUGUAUCUGGAUCCCUGGAAGUCGUGCAAGAUGAAGAAAUCAUCGCACUGCUCGGUUGUUCAUUUUAUUCUUAA
Molecule: messenger RNA, 1797 nt
Organism: Helobdella robusta
Lineage: Eukaryota; Metazoa; Annelida; Clitellata; Rhynchobdellida; Glossiphoniidae
Exons: 8
Coding region: 1-1797 (598 amino acids)
Biological process (GO): regulation of membrane potential; potassium ion transmembrane transport
Cellular component (GO): membrane
Molecular function (GO): voltage-gated potassium channel activity
Source: RefSeq, a predicted model, not a curated record